Kockovaella imperatae is the source of this 1498-nucleotide messenger RNA. Its product is annotated as phosphatase 2C-like domain-containing protein. The record is from RefSeq and is a predicted model, not a curated record. Gene Ontology annotation, molecular function: cation binding; protein serine/threonine phosphatase activity. NCBI's taxonomy places the organism in Eukaryota, Fungi, Basidiomycota, Tremellomycetes, Tremellales, Cuniculitremaceae. The coding region runs from base 130 to 1488 and encodes 452 amino acids. Gene Ontology annotation, biological process: protein dephosphorylation. The transcript is spliced from 6 exons.
CCCGAUGAUAAAUGAAAUGUUAAAAAAUGGCUUUUUCAUCAUCCUUCGUCCAGACCAGACGCACCUAUGUAUAUAUAUAUAUAUGAAUACACGGGACCCACUUUGUCCUGCACAGCCCGCCCACCCAAUAUGCCGUCGUCCUGUAUUCUGACUGACCGAGAAGAUAACACUGCAGAGUUCAUCCCUUUGUCUGACGAUCUUGUCGAGUUCAAGUUCACCAUUGCGGAAGAAGGGUAUCCUGCACCUCCACCUUCAAAGCAUAUCCUCGUGUCCAAGGAGCAGUUCAACGCGACCUUGAAGCGAGGAGAGGUGAAUAAGACAGCAUCGAGCGUGACCAUUCAAGGGAACUGCCUCGGAUACAGUCCCGCUGCUAUCGGAAACGAGGAUCGGAUCGCGUCAGAUGUCAUUUCGUCAACCACCAAGCUGGACGGCGCAUUCUGGCCAGCAUGGUCAGGUACCAAAUCGACCGAAGAUGGCGAUUUAAUCUUUGCCUCCGUAUUCGAUGGUCAUGCUGGAUCAGCCACGAGCGAAUUGCUCAGCAAGACUUUGCAUGCAUGUCUCGCCAAGGCGUUGUUGGCUUCGGGACUCGACGACGAAGCUGAAGUCAAGGCGGUGAUUGAGGAGACAUACGCAGCAUGGGAUGAAGACCUCAUGAAGACUCUUCGAGCCGCUCUCAGCGAGUCUUCGGCUUCUCCUUCCACCCUUGCUGGUGCCAUGGGCGGUAUGGCGGGAUUCUCAGGCUCUUGCGCGCUUACCGUCAUUGUCGACAAGUCACACGACCGAAUCUACGCCAUCAACCUUGGGGACUGUCGAGCUGUGGCAGGGUGGCACGGUCCAAAUGGAUGGAAGUGCGAUCCACUCACAGAGGAUUUGAACGCGAACAAUCCGAAUGAAGUCGAACGGAUGAGAGCCGAGCAUCCUGAAGAAGAGCGUGAUGAUAUUGUCGUCAAGACAGAUACCCAUAGGGUCCUCGCGACUAUCAUGGUCAGCCGAGCGUUUGGCGAUUUCUUGUUCAAGAUGCCGAGUGACGAAUACAAGAGUCUCAAAUCUGCAUUCAAUGUCGUUCAAAAGGAACCCAAACGACCCGUCAAGACCCCUCCGUACGUCUCGAACAAGCCCGAGAUCGCCGUCCGGUCUUUCAAGCAAGGCGAAGAGACCCUCAAAUUUAUCGUCCUUGCAAGCGAUGGACUGUGGGACCGAUUGACAUCUGAACAAUCGGUUCAACUCAUGGCCGCUAGGAGUGACGGCGAGAAGGAGAUCACGCGUCAAGAGCUCGUCAAAACAUAUCCAAUGGAUAAUGAGGCCAAGCACAAUGAAUCUGAUCAUGACUUCAUCGUUGGAGAUGACGCCAACGCCGCAACACAUCUCAUCCGGAACGUUUAUGGCGGGAGCAAUGAGAUGCUAGGUCGAAGCAUGCUCAGUGUCUUGUCCGAAGAAGCCAGGAUGUUCCGAGACGAUAUCAGUGUCCAGGUUCUCAGCUUCAACUAGUAUACAUCUA